GUUGCGAAAUGACGGCCACGAUCGAGCGGACGCCGCUGCUUGCGACCACGCGGUCGCUGUACUCGACCAAGGCCGUGGUCGAUGAAAUGACGGCGAUCUUUGCAAUAUGCUGGAAGAUCUCCCUCGCGACGUUUUGUCAACUCAGUGUCUUGACGAUCUCGACGGUGUUCUUGGGGCAUCUCGGCACGCACGAGCUGGCCGCCUGUGCCAUGGUCAUGUCCGUCAUUGGGGGCUUUCGCAUCAUUGCGUGGGCGUUUUCGAUUUCGAUCAGCACUCUUGGAGGUCAUGCCUACGGUGCCAAGAACUUUGAACUGGUGGGUGUGUGGCUGCAAAUUGGGCUCAUCGUGCUCACACCAGUGUCUGUCUUGUUAAUGAUCGUGUGCUGGAACAUCCGACCGUGCCUUGAAUGGAUGACGGACGACUUGGAACUGCUGGCGAUGGGCGAGACGUAUGCGUGGUAUGUGUCUUGGAGUGUCUGGCCCACCGCUGUGUACGAAGCUUUGCGAGGUUAUUACAAAGCCCAAGAAAUCAUGAUCCCCACCACCGUCGUCGACGUUACGACCCUGUUCAUCUCGAUUGGCGUCAACUACAUUUGCAUUUAUGGCUGCUGGGGGUUGCCAGGUCUUGGGUUCAUCGGGUCACCCCUCGCCGUUGUCAUUAUUGCAAUCGUCCAAGCAGCGUCGCUGUGGUCGUGUGCUCAUUUGCUCCAAGAACGCCAUACCAAGACAUGGUUUGGGUGGAAGAUGAAAUACUGCCUCAACGCCGCUCGCUUGCGGCAGUACUUGGAGCUCACCGGCACGUUUUUAGUGUACUUGGCGCUGGAUGAGUGGGUGUACAACGUGCUGGCGGUCAUGGCAGCGCGACUUGGCAGCUUGAAUGUGGCAGCUUACAACAUCCUGUUUACCAUUUGGACGUUGGCGUACGGUCUGUACAUCGGGUUCAGUACCCCCAUUCAAGUGCGCGUAUCUCAUGCGCUCGGUGCCAACGAUCCGGACAAGGCCAAGCAGACCGCCGCCAUCGGUUGCGGCAUGGGGUCGUUUGCUGCCGUCGUCCUCAGCGCGGCCAUGUAUGUCGGUCGAUAUGAAUUGCUGGCGUUGUACACCCCCGACGAAGACCUCCAGAACGUCGUACUUCCUGUCCUGGGACUCUUUUGUGUGGCGGCGAGCCUCUCCGGCGUGCAUAUAACGCUAUCUGCGAUGCUAGAAGCCAUGUCGCUGGCCAGGACCCUCGUCAUCGCGUCGUGUGUGGGUUCAUGGCUCGUGCUGCUCCCUGUCGCGUACGAAGUUGCGUUCGAAACGUCCUUUGGCUUUGGUGGGCUCUACAUUGGCAGUGUCAUCGGCGAGUCCGUGAAGCUCAUCAUCAUGGCCGUGGCCCUCGUUUGGGUAUACGACUGGCGUGUUGUAGCCGAGCGUGUAUCCAAGCAAGUGGGCAGCGACCACGAAGGGUUUGAUGUGUAGAAGAGAUCGACCUUGUCGUUGUCGGCAUCGCGAGUGCGACCUCGUCGUGGCGAAUGCCAGUGGUUUUUAACUGAUAGCAUUUCUUGCAUAAAGCGCUAUUGCGUAGGGACUGUUAUGCUUAAGGCCACAUAAAGUAUCAAGGCGGCGAAAGGCCGUACUCGUCGCAGUCGCCACGAUCAUAUUCACACGCGGCAGUAAAACAAGCCAAGUCGCAGAGUUGAUCGCCGACUGCCCACAGCAUGCAUCCUGGUGCACAGAUCGCCCGUCCACACACUGUCGCGUCAGUGGACGAGUUGCAAUAUGUGGUAUUGCCCACAAGGACCAUCUUGGACGUGAGGCGGGCUGUGUCAAAGCCUCGCGGGAGAACGGCGAUUGGGUUGGACGACACGUCGAGCAUGAUGUCGCUCCGAAGGGUCGUGGGAAGCUCAGUCAGGGAGUUGCCUCCCAAAUUCACAGAGUGCAGUUGCGUCAGAUGAUUUAGCUGGGCUUGCCACAAGUCGUCCACGGUGGUAAGCCACGGAUGGUUUGUCAGGUAGAGUGCCUGGAGGUUGCCGAGCGUCGACAGCGCCGUCGGGGUCGUCGUGAGGCUGGUGUUGAAAAAAAACAGGUUUGUCACGGGCUGCCAUAUAUCCACCAAGUGCUCUGGCAGCGUCGCAAGGGGAGUCGACUCGAACAUGAGAUUGGUCAGGAGUGGCGGCAGUUUGGCUUGGAGACUCACUGGAACCGAGAAAAAGUCGCACUGGCGAAACUGGAUCGACGUCAGGGUCGCGGGAAGCGCGGCGUCCCAGUCGCGGAGUUUCGUAAACUGAAACACGACUGUGUUGAGCGAUUGCUGGUGGGCAAACGUGCUGUUUGAAAUGCCGCUGCGAACGUCGCAGCGACUCACUUUGAGGACAAAGAGCGACGAACCGACGUCAUGAGGGUCGAUGAAUGCGUCUACGUCAAGGCUCUGGUUGCGAAGGACGUGGCAGUUGAUGUGGAGGUACUUGCAGUGGCACGUCAGGUCCAACAGGGGUGUCGUCGCCGCCUGGCAUGUCGAUGGGCAUGGCUGCCGAAAAAACAGCGCCUGGAGGCACAAGACCCAGACAGUCACUCCACAACCCACGCUGCACACCGCGUACCACACGACAAACGGGGGUCGACGAUGGUGGCGGCGUUUGAAGGCAGUGGUAUUUUUCUCCGUGGUCGUCCUUCGCUCAAUCAACAGUCUCGACGGCUGCUUCUUCCUGGACGACCAAGUGCUCGCCUGGAGGCUUCUCGGCGGGAGAGCCCCUGCCAGCCGAUAUAGCGAGACGAGAGUGUUGACAUCCAUGACAAGCUUGACGA
Aphanomyces invadans is the source of this 2783-nucleotide messenger RNA. RefSeq lists its product as hypothetical. Gene Ontology annotation, cellular component: plasma membrane. Gene Ontology annotation, molecular function: antiporter activity; xenobiotic transmembrane transporter activity. Bases 9 to 1457 code for a protein of 482 amino acids. Gene Ontology annotation, biological process: transmembrane transport. The record is from RefSeq and is a predicted model, not a curated record. Lineage: Eukaryota; Oomycota; Saprolegniomycetes; Saprolegniales; Verrucalvaceae. The transcript has 5 exons.